AUGGCUCUAUGGGGCGUCGUCAGCCUCAGCCUCCACUGCUGGGUGUGUUUAUGGUCUGCAGUAACAGCAGCAGCAGCAGCAGCAGCAACAGCCAGCCUCCCCAAUGACAAGCCUGGGGGCCCCCUGGACUGGCUCCUGUCUGAUAAGGGGCCCUUCCACCACUCCCCAGAGUACACUGACUUUGUGGAGAAGAACCGGCAAGGCUUCUCCACCAGAUACAAGAUAUACAGGGAGUUUGGGAGAUGGAAGGUGAACAACUUGGCUGUGGAAAGGAGAGAUUUCUUGGAGUCUCCGUUACCUCUGACACCUGAGUUCAUCAGGAACAUCCGACUCCUGGGCCGCAGGCCCACCACCCAGAUGAUCACUGACAACCUGAUCAGGAAGUAUGGGACUCACUUCCUGUUGUCAGCUACACUGGGAGGAGAAGAGGCCUUAACGAUAUUUGUGGACAAGAGGAAACUGAGCAAGAAAGCAGAGGUGAGCGAUUACUCGGGCAACUCCUCCACCGUGACUCUGGAAGCUCUGCACCAGCUGGCCGCCUCCUACUUCAUCGACAGGGAGAGCACCCUGCACAAGCUGCACCACAUCCAGAUCGCCUCCACUGCCAUCAAGGUGACGGAGACCCGCACAGGUCCUCUCGGAUGCAGUAACUAUGACAACCUUGACUCCGUUAGCUCUGUGCUGGUCCAGAGCCCUGAAAAUAAAGUCCAGCUACAAGGCUUGCAGGUGAUCCUCCCAGACUACUUGAGAGAAAGUUUUGUGCAGGCUGCUCUCAGCUACAUAGCCUGCAAUGGAGAGGGCGAAUUUGUCUGCAAGGACAACGACUGCUGGUGCAACUGUGACCCCAAGUUCCCAGAAUGCAACUGCCCCUAUAUGGACAUCCAAGCCAUGGAGGAGAGCCUGGAGAGGAUCACGGAGACGUGGGGGAUGCUCUAUAAAGAAUUUGAGGAAUCAGAUGAAUUCAAGGCGUUCUAUGCGAGGCUGCCCCAGAACUACUUCCUCAACGUGUCAACCAUCCAACACUUGUGGACCCUGGAUAGCUUGUUCCAGUGGCGAUAUGAGCAGCUGGAGAACAGCAUGCGGGUCCUCUCCAAACGAGCCCAGAGGGUCAUCUUCAAGCUCUUCAGUCUGAGUAAAAGAUGUCACCGACAGCCCCAAGUCCGCCUACCAAGAGAACGGCCUCAGUCGUACUGGCUGAGUCAUUUCCAGUCUCUCCUGUAUUGCUCAGAGAACAACCAGCUUGGCGCGUUCUCUGAGGAGCUUCACAGCUGCAGCUGCCGAUACGAACACAGCCCCUGUCAGCUGCCUCCACCCUGCGCUGUUGGGGAAGGCUCGGCCUGCGCGGCGUGUGCACCCGACAACCACACCCGCUGUGGGAGCUGCAACCUGGGCUUCGCUCUGACGCAGGGGGCCUGCAGGCCCAUGGUGGCUGACUCUACGGAGAACUACCUGGGAUUCGAGACGGACCUCCAGGAUUUGGAGCUGGGCUACCUGCUACAGAGAGCUGACCGUAGGCUAGAGGUCCACGCCAUCUUCAUCAGCAAUGACAUGCGACUCAACAGCUGGUUUGACCCAUCGUGGAGAAAGAGGAUGCUGCUGACGCUGAAGAGUAACAAGUACAAGUCCAACAUGGUGCACAUGCUGCUGGGAAUAUCCCUCCAGAUCUGCCUUACAAAGAACAGCACUCUGGAACCUGUCCUUACUCUCUACAUCAACCCCUUUGGAGGGAGCCAUUCAGAGAGCUGGUACAUCCCUGUCAAUGAGAACAGUUUUCCAGACUGGCAGGCCACCAAGCUGGACCUACCCUUCGAAUGCUAUAACUGGACUCUGACAUUGGGCAACAAAUGGAAGACGUUCUUUGAAACCAUUCAUAUCUACCUUCGGAGCAGGAUAAAGACUCAAGAUGGAUUGAAUGACAGUGUUUAUUACGAGCCUUUAGAAGUGACAGAUCCCGCCCGGAACCUGGGCUACAUGAAGAUCAACAGCAUCCAGGUCUUUGGCUACAGUAUGCACUUCGACCCGGAGGCGAUCCGCGACUUGAUUCUGCAGCUGGACUACCCAUACACCCAAGGCUCCCAGGACACAGCCAUGCUUCAACUCCUGGAGAUACGAGACAGAGUGAACCGGCUGUCCCCUCCGGGUCAACAGAGGUUGGACCUGUUUGCCUGCCUCCUCCGACACCGACUCAAACUGACUGCCAGCGAGGUGGUUCGCAUUCAUGCCUCCUUACAGGCCUUCAGCUCCCGUCUGCCCAAUUCGAUGGAUUACGAGACCACCAAGCUGUGCAGUUAACAGCCGCUUGAUGGGAGAUCUGGCCUCUAGAUGGGCGCAAGGAGAACUCUUGGACAAGAGAAUUGUGUCCAUGGUGGCUUAAAGUUGUCCUCUGUCUCUAUGGAUUACCAAGGAGAGGACCAGCUCUGGACAGCUGAAGAAUGUACUCAUCUGGUUGUUUUGGUUUCUGUUAUGUGGCCGACAAACUUCAGUGCUAAAUUAUAAAAAAAAAUUUAAAAAAAUUUAAAAAUGAGGUGGAUCAGCAAGAACAUGCACAACAGUUUUCUCAAGAACAAACUCUUUAACAAAAGAAUUCUGCAGUAGAAAUUCAGAUACCACUACAUAAAGUUGAACCAUCCUGUUUCAAUAUGAUUCUGCUCAUUUAUACUGUAAGUACCAAUGCCAGUAUCAAUGGACAUUUUACAGUAAAACUGGUACAGUCUGUUUGUUUGUAAUUUUUAUAUGUUCCUUUGCUUCAGUGACAGUGCACUUUCCAUGAAGACCAGAAUA
This is a messenger RNA of Seriola dumerili (greater amberjack), 2781 nucleotides long. It is a transcript of the gene brinp3a.2, whose product is annotated as BMP/retinoic acid-inducible neural-specific protein 3-like. The record is from RefSeq and is a predicted model, not a curated record. Gene Ontology annotation, biological process: negative regulation of mitotic cell cycle; positive regulation of neuron differentiation. The transcript has 8 exons. NCBI's taxonomy places the organism in Eukaryota, Metazoa, Chordata, Actinopteri, Carangiformes, Carangidae. The coding region runs from base 1 to 2292 and encodes 763 amino acids.